This is a messenger RNA of Eucalyptus grandis, 429 nucleotides long. Its product is annotated as receptor-like protein 47. Lineage: Eukaryota; Viridiplantae; Streptophyta; Magnoliopsida; Myrtales; Myrtaceae. Bases 1 to 429 code for a protein of 142 amino acids. The transcript is spliced from 2 exons. The record is from RefSeq and is a predicted model, not a curated record.
AUGGACUUCCUUAGUCAUCUGAAUCUGUCCUUCAACAAACUCUCUGGCCGUAUUCCAUCCGGCAACCAUCUACGUACUGUGGAUGAUGAAUCUGUUUAUCGUGGCAACAAUGGACUAUGUGGAGCUCCUCUUUCGAAGAUAUGUCCUGGAGAUGAGCCACCCAGCAGGGAUGGGCACAACGGUGAUAAUUCAAGUGGAGAUAGGCCUAGCGGAGGCAAUUUGGAUAUCCAUAAUUGGUUUUAUGCAGGAUUAGGACCUGGUUUCACAGUGGGAUUUCUGGGAUUUUGUAGCAUCUUGCAUUUCAAGCGAUCUUGGAGGGUCUCUUACUUUCGAGCGAUGGACAGGGCUAUCAAGGAAUUCUCGAAGAGUAAGAGAGGUGGAGAAACUUGCCCGACUUUGAAGAAGUGCUUUGUGUUAUCAGAUGGAUAG